ACAACUACAGCCUCACAUCCACAUCCUGAAGCGUGUCCCUCGAGAUUCUAUAAAAUUAAAAAAAUCAUUUUUUUUCUUAAGCCUCCAAAAUAUAAGAAGACAAAAUUCUAGUGUAUCCAUUAUAUUUGUGCUCAAGCAUUACUCGUCCUCCCAUUCUUUGUUUCUCUUCUACAAUCAACAAACACCAUCUUCAUUUCUCUCUAAGUUUGCGUCAAUCCCAGCCAAAAAUCAUGCUUGAAGAAUCCAUAUCAAUCUGGACUUCUAUGAAUAGUUGGUUAACCCCAGCUGUUUUCUUUGUUCUUCUCAAUCUAAUGAUUGGCACCAUUUUUGUAUCUUCAAGACUAGCCACCCAGAAACCUGGUGACCAACGUCAAGAACAAGAAAAACAUGUUCAAGCACAGUAUGGUCAUGGUUACCAGCUUACUAGAUCUCCUUCUGUACUACAAAGACUCAAAUCUAUCAGCUUAUAUAGCUAUAGAUCCCAAGAACCUACAACCGUGACUUUCGAAAAUCCUCAAGACUCUGACCAACGUUUCACUUUUCAUCAACAGACCUCUCAACAAGAUUAUCAAUACCACCAAAACCAAAACCAAAACCAGCCAACUAUUUCUAGUUCUCCUUCGAUGUUGCAAAAAAUCAAGUCCAUCAACCUUUAUAGUUACUUAUCUCAAGAAUCAUUUAAUCCCACCAGUACUAAAACCCACGAAAACCAAGAAAGCACGCCAACCCAUUUCACUUCUCAACAAAUUUAUAGCCAAAUACAAGAACAUGAUGAACGGCUCCGAGAAGAAGAAGAGGAGGAUAGAUUUCAAGACGAAGAAAACGAGCAAAUCCAAGACCAAGAAGAGACUUUUGAAGAGAUAUACAGCAAGUUACAGGGAGGUAAACUGAGCAAAUCCAUUUCAGAUACAAAACCAACUUCCGGUGAAGUACCCAAAAAGCUACCAAAGAAAAUGAGGAAAUCUGCAAGCGCAAAAUCUGCCUUUUCUCAUUUUGAAGAGGAGGACAUCGUUGAAUCUCGCAGGCCAGCUACUGUGAGAGAAGGGAAGACCACCACCGAGGUUGGUGACACUGAAGUGGAUGCUAAAGCUGAUGAUUUUAUAUACAAGUUUAAGCAGCAGCUGAAGUUGCAGAGGGUGGAUUCUAUUAUAAGGUACAAAGACACGAUUAACGGAGGGAGUUGAAAGUAAAUUUGGUUUUUUUCCCGGGGCUGUUUUUAAUUUUUUCUUUUCUGGGAGCUUCGUUGGAAAUUAAGAACUUCAUUGGGUGUAGAUCUCCUCCACUUGAAAUUUACUUGCUUAAUUAAUCAGUAUUUCUGUUUCUUGA
Molecule: messenger RNA, 1326 nt
Organism: Populus trichocarpa (black cottonwood)
Lineage: Eukaryota; Viridiplantae; Streptophyta; Magnoliopsida; Malpighiales; Salicaceae
Product: pathogen-associated molecular patterns-induced protein A70
Exons: 1
Coding region: 231-1184 (317 amino acids)
Source: RefSeq, a predicted model, not a curated record